Messenger RNA from Colletotrichum truncatum, 621 nucleotides. RefSeq lists its product as uncharacterized. Gene Ontology annotation, biological process: exon-exon junction complex disassembly. The record is from RefSeq and is a predicted model, not a curated record. Gene Ontology annotation, molecular function: RNA binding. Gene Ontology annotation, cellular component: exon-exon junction complex; cytoplasm. Lineage: Eukaryota; Fungi; Ascomycota; Sordariomycetes; Glomerellales; Glomerellaceae.
AUGCCCUCUGAACCCACGAAGCCCUCUAACUCGGGCAUAGUCACCGAGGAGGGAGGCGAACGCCAUAUCCCGGAGUCCAAACGAGCCGACGGUAGUACCCGCAAAGCGAUCAAGAUUCGUCCAGGGUACCGCCCGCCUGAGGAUGUUGAAGUCUACAAGAACCGUACGGCUGCAGCUUUUCGGGACCGCGCAACGAGGACGGGUAUUCCUGGUGCAACCGGGUUGAAAGAGGAGAAGCCUGAGGCUCCUCCGUCUACCGCGAGCAAUAAGAAUGCGAAGCGCCGAGAAGCAAGGAAGAAGGCUAAGACUGGCAAUGAAGCCGAAGAAGAGGACACCAAAAAGGCCGAGGGACAAGCACCCAAAGCUGAGGAGGUUGAUCCUGAGGUGGAGAAAGAGAAGAAAGCACGAAACCUGAAGAAAAAGCUCAAACAAGCCAAGGAUCUUAAGAACAAGAAAGAGGGCGGAGAGACGCUUUUACCGGAGCAGAUUGCCAAGGUCAUCAAGAUCAACGAACUCAUUCGCGAGCUGGAUGCCCUGGGUUUUGAUGCUGAGGGUGAGCCCAAGACAAAGGCAGGGGCCGAUGGAGGUCCCGCACCCGAGGAUGAAGCGAAGGACGCUUGA